GGGGGGUUUGUUGGGCGGAACAUAAAUAUUUUGGUGGUGGUGAUAUUACCGACCUCUAAAUUGUAUACUAAUUUUGUGUGUGUGUGUUUACUUCUAUUUUCUUUGGAUUAGGGUGUAGAUCCAUUUUGGAGAGGACCGCAGUGGAUGACGACUAGAUUCAUGACGGAGGGGAACCAGAUUUGCAAUUCCCAUUGUUAUGAGGAAGAGCUCCAACUGGUACUACUGAAAUCUCCAGCAGGCAAAAAUCUCUUCCUCGACCGGGUAUGUCUGCAUGAUUUAAAGAGAUUUGAUUUAUGGAAGAGCACAACACUUUCGAUUGUUUUCUAUUCUUAUUAUUGGUGGUUUUGGCUA
Molecule: messenger RNA, 351 nt
Organism: Linum tenue
Lineage: Eukaryota; Viridiplantae; Streptophyta; Magnoliopsida; Malpighiales; Linaceae
Source: the annotation of a GenBank genome assembly